AAAAAAAGCCACCUGUAUGUUGAAAAAACAAUUCUGCGAUCAGCUGUUCUUCGUAGAAGUGUAUUUAUGUUGGGCGUGCAAUGCAUCGGUUCCGCUUAGUGACAUUCGACGUUAUUGGUACGCUUCUUAAUUUUCGAACCCCACCACCAACAUUUUAUUCGGAAGCAGCAUCUCUUUUUGGUAUCAAGGCGCAGCCUUCCGAUAUUGCAUCUGUAUAUCCAUCGGAAUAUGAGAAGCAGAGCAGUCUUCAUCCAAACUUCGGCCAGCAGACGGGUAUAGGCUGGAAAAAAUGGUGGAACCAGCUAGUUGUAGAAGUCCUUGAGAAGGCAACAAAUAGUCAGUAUAGCAGAACCAAAUAUGACUCAGUUGCCGAGUAUCUCAUAACCGCAUACGAAGACGGAGAACAGUAUAAUGUCGCAGAUGGCGCCCAAGAUCUGUUGUCAUACCUUAAGCAAACAAAUACAAUUCUCGGUAUUAUAUCAAACUAUGACGAAAGGCUCCACUGUGUGCUGAACUCUUUGAAUUUAAAUAAAUAUUUUGAUUUUGUCUUGACAUCUUAUGAAGCUGGUAUUGAAAAACCUUCUAAGAAAAUUUUUGAGAAAGCUCUUGACUUAGCCGUGAAAAUUGAUAGUCAUGUCAGCCCAACCUGCGCACUGCAUAUCGGAGACAAGAUUGAAACUGACUACAAAGGGGCAAUGGAAGCUCAGUGGAAGUGUGCAUUGUUAAAGAAAAAUAAAGACGAAUUGUUGAUUAAGCGGUUGAAAAGAGAUGGAGUGUUGACGAAUUACGUAUUUAAUGAUUUGUUAGAACUUAAGGCAAGACUUCCUAAUCUGUGAGAAAAGAAAGUCUGCCCAUGGAAGUAGUAAAACUUUGUGUUAUACCAGAACCGGAUAAUAAAGAGGUGUAUUUAGUGAGAAGUGUUGUGACACUAAACCGUAUUUUAAAUUGCCAAAACACAAUUAAUGUUUGAAUUGACAUCUGAGUUUGUAAGGGUAGACGUACAAAGACAGAUCAACUCUAAACCUGCAUUAAAAAGAAAACAGAUCUGUCUGAAUUACAUGUAGUGCUACCCACGAAACUAUACAUUUUGUGUGUAAUAUAAAUGCUGUUCAUUCCAGUGUAAUACAGGAAUAAAAUUAACAUAAUUCUUGGACGUAAAAAUUUGCUACUAUGUAAGAAAUUGAAAUUAAAAUCUAGGCACACUGACCUUUUA
Schistocerca cancellata (South American locust) is the source of this 1213-nucleotide messenger RNA. RefSeq names its product rhythmically expressed gene 2 protein-like. The transcript has a single exon. Bases 81 to 836 code for a protein of 251 amino acids. NCBI's taxonomy places the organism in Eukaryota, Metazoa, Arthropoda, Insecta, Orthoptera, Acrididae. The record is from RefSeq and is a predicted model, not a curated record.